CAUAAGGUUGUGUAGGAGACUAAGAGAUGGCAGCAGCAGCAGCAGUAAUGUGGUGAACACUGAUGGUGGUGACUCGUACCUGGCUGCAACACCAGGCAUCACUGAAUCAUCACUACAGUCAUUAUUAUACCUGGAAACAAGCGCCAAACCCGCGUGGAUUGCACUUCUCCCCCCCCCUCCCACUCCCACCCGAUUGCCAGGAGCUGUGACUCGACCCCCUGCAACCACAUAUAAGUUGAGCAGAGGUGUUUCAUGUCAGAGUGAACAUCUGAGGUGAUUCGUAAGGUCAUUGAAGUAGGUGAAGCAAGAGGAGAUUAUUAUUACACGUGUAUUUUAAUCAUAACUAAAAGCUAAACCCAACCAAGCAAGAGAAAUGUGUUAGUUAUCUCUGAACAUGGCUGGGUUCAGCGGAGUGCUGAAGCUGACGGAUCUUGACGACUUCAUCGCUCCCUCACAGGAAUGCAUCAAGCCUGUGAAGGUUGAACAAAAAUCUGGCAGAGGUGUGAUUCGCAUUGAUAAUGAUGGAACAGAUGCUCUUUCAACAGUGCCAAAAUAUGAGAAAGCCAAGAUUACACUGAAUGAUUGCUUGGCAUGCAGUGGAUGUAUUACAUCAGCUGAGGUGGUGUUGGUCAAUCAACAAAGUCACGAUGAAUUUUAUAGAGUUCUUGCAGAGAACAGUAAUCUUCAAGAGUGUGAGAGGAGGACUGUUGUAGUGUCAUUGUCACUCCAGGCAAUACUCUCUAUUUCUGCCAAGUUUUUCCUCAGGCCUCAUGAAUGUGCUCAAAAAUUAGCAGGUUAUUUCAAGAAGCUGGGUGUACAUUAUGUUUUUGAUAUAAACUUUGCUCGUAGCCUUAGUUUGCUGGAAGCACAGAAGGAGUUUCUCGCCCGAUACAGGAGAAAAGAUGUUGAUUCAAAAGCAUUGCCAAUGCUUGCAUCAGCAUGCCCAGGUUGGAUAUGUUAUGCAGAAAAAACCCAUGGGUCAUAUAUUUUGCCUUACAUUAGUAAUGGCAGGAGUCCCCAGCAGAUGAUGGGAGUGUUAGUAAAGGACUUGUGGUCUACACGAAAGGGUAUUACUCCAGAUAAGAUUUACCACGUAACAGUUAUGCCCUGUUUUGAUAAGAAGUUAGAAGCAGCCCGAGAUGACUUCUACAAUGAUUUGUACUCUACACGUGAGGUGGACUGUGUUAUAACCUCAGUGGAGGUGGAACAAAUGCUGCUUAGAGAUCAGGUGGAGUUGCCAUCUGUCGACCCAGUAGAAUUGGAUAGCGAUUUGAGCUCAGGACCAGUGUUGACUUCCCACCAUGGCUCCAGUUCUGGGGGCUAUGCUCACCAUGUAUUUAUCUCUGCUGCAAGAGAAUUAUUUGAUCUGGAUCAGGAUAAGUUACAAUGGAAAACAUUAAGGAAUGUAGAUUUCCGUGAAGUCACCUUGGAAGUGAAUGGAGAGACUGUGUUACGGUUUGCAUUGGCUUAUGGAUUCCGUAACAUUCAGAACCUUGUGCAGAAACUGAAAAGAGGGAAGAGCCAGUACCAUUACAUUGAAGUUAUGGCAUGCCCUUCAGGAUGUUUAAAUGGUGGAGCACAAAUUCGUCCAGAUGGCGGUACAUCGGCCAAAGAUUUGGUAUCAAAAUUAGAGGAAACCUACGAGUUACUUCCAGCUAUCAAGCCCAAUGAAGAUCCCAGGAUUCCAUUAUGUUACUCUGAAUGGCUUGGAGGAGCAGACUCGGCGAAGGCUCAGAAGCAGUUGCGCACUAAUUACAAAGCUGUGGAAAAGUCUACUAAUGUUUUAGGUAUUAAAUGGUAGUUAAAUAUUUAGGUACAUACAUACCAAUAAGGAGCAUCGAUGUAAAAAAAGAUAUAUGGUAGCUUUAUUAAAAAAACUUGUACUGUAUUGUAUAUAUUGUACUGUAAAUUCUUUUAUAUUAAACAUUUUUAGGUUAAUUGUUAGAGUCUACAUAUAUCGUUUAUAUAACGUCAAACUAAACUGGUAUUUUCAUUGUAACCCUCCUAUGCUAAAGUGAGUUCAGUGACACUCAGAAUUAAAACAUGGUACUAUAAUAUUAAAAAUAUGAAUAAGUAAGUAAGUACUGAAGCAGGAAUAGAACAUUCUCCCAGUAUUUUAGUGGGACAUGAGCAAUUUUUACAGAAAGUCUACAGAGUGAAGGCUAGGCACAAAUUUAUAAUUAUGAGUCAUAUAGAAUCAGAUUAAUUUAUCUUCUGUACAUUAUAAAUUACUUAAAAUUUUUGUAUUUUUUAUAUAGAAUAACAUGAUUUAGUUGAAAACUUACCAUGAAAACUUGUACUGAUAUUGUUACAAGCUUAACAAUAAAAGGAAUUUAAAAUUCAUCUCUAUUAACAGAGAGUAGUAUCGUAGUAUCGUGUGUGUGCUAGUCUAACCUAGCCUUUUAGCUAUACAGUGGACCCCCGCAUAACGAUCAGCUCCCAACUCGACCAAUUAUGCAAGUGUAUUUUUGUAAGUGCUUUUGUAGGUGUAUUUUUAGGGGUCUGAAACGGACUAAUCUAAUUCACAGUAUUUCUUAUGGGAACAAAUUCGGUCUAUAACGGCACCCAAACAGACUUCUGGAUUGAAAUAAUAUCGUUAUGCGGGGGUCCACUGUAU
Cherax quadricarinatus is the source of this 2617-nucleotide messenger RNA. RefSeq names its product cytosolic Fe-S cluster assembly factor narfl. The record is from RefSeq and is a predicted model, not a curated record. Lineage: Eukaryota; Metazoa; Arthropoda; Malacostraca; Decapoda; Parastacidae. Gene Ontology annotation, cellular component: cytosolic [4Fe-4S] assembly targeting complex. Gene Ontology annotation, biological process: iron-sulfur cluster assembly.